Perkinsus marinus ATCC 50983 is the source of this 235-nucleotide messenger RNA. RefSeq lists its product as hypothetical. The record is from RefSeq and is a predicted model, not a curated record. The transcript is spliced from 2 exons. Lineage: Eukaryota; Perkinsozoa; Perkinsida; Perkinsidae. The annotation marks the transcript as partial.
GCUCCAGGAUAAGGAUGACCCUUUCUGGGAUCCUGUCUGUUUGGAGAGGGAGGUAGGCAUAGCACGGAUCUUCCUGGAGUCUCUCACGAUGCAGUUAGAGAACGAGCUGGAUGCCAAGGUGAUGUCGUCAUCAACAGGAUGCCCGGUGGGGACACUCAAGUGCGCUGUGUGGCCUCUGUCGAAAGAUGGUAGUAGUACUACUGUACCCGAUGAGGAGGUGGGGGAGGAGGAUUGA